UCAAUAGCUAAUUGUAGAUUAGCCAAACGUGGUCGAUGUAUGUAUUUAACCAAAGGAUUCUCCAGAAAAAGAUGUAACGGAAAAGCAUAAUGAGAGCUACUGUAGCUCCAACCAUUGUACUCUCACCUCCAUUUUCUAACUUAAUCACCACCGUCACUCGAUCGCAAACUCACACUUAUCCGACGGCCUUAAAAUGUUUGAAUCAUAACAAAGUCUCUCUUGAAGACCACUACCAAAGAAAUGCCACCAAAUACUGGGACAAUUUCUACAAACGCCACCAAGACAAAUUCUUCAAGGAUAGACAUUACUUGGAGAAGGAUUGGAGAUAUUACUUUGCAGAAGAUGAAGUCUGCUCAAAUGAAAAGGUCGUUUUAGAGGUUGGAUGUGGGUCUGGAAGUACCCUCUUUCCCCUUAUGGCUGCAUUUCCCAAUAUUUAUGUUCAUGCCUGUGAUCUCUCACCUCAUGCAAUUGAGCUUGUUAAGUCAAAUGUGAAUUUCAUAGAAGACAGGGUUAAUGCAAUUGUCUGUGAUGUUACACUUGAGUCUCUUUGUGAGAAAAUUGACCCCUUUUCAGUUGAUGUUGUUACAUUGGUUUUCAUGUUAUCUGCAGUUUCUCCAAGUAAAAUGCCUUUGAUAUUGGAGAACAUCAAAACAGUGAUAAAGCCCAAUGGUUAUGUUCUAUUACGAGAUUAUGCUGCUGGAGAUUUUGCUCAAGUCAAGUUACAGAAAAAGGAUAGGAUGAUCGGUGAGGACUUUUAUGUUCGAGGAGAUGGUACUUGCUCAUUCUACUUCUCUGAAGAUUUUUUGUCAACAUUGUUUCUAAGAGCUGGCUUUCACACUGUGGAUAUGAACACAUACUGCAGAGAGGUUUACAAUCGUUCUCGGAAUGUUACGAUGAACAGGUGUUACAAAAGAGUCGCCUGAACUCUCCAAGCUUGUAAACGAGUCCAAACUCCUAGAGGUGGUUGAUGAUUGGAAACUAUGCAACGGUGAAUUGAAGCUGUGUGUGCCUGUGUAAUCAGUACUAACAAAUGAUGGGGCGCUUUUAUGCACCGAUAAAUUCGUUUGGACUGUUGAUGAUGCAUCAACCCUGCUGUUUGGCUUGCUUCUAUUACUCUUGUCCACAGAUAAUUGUCCAGAACCAGAAGUAAUCAGAUUCCCAAGACUUCAGCAUAGCAAGCAAAAGUCAAUAUAAACUUGUUUAGUGCCACCAUAUGUUAUGCAUUGUAUGUAAGGAAGUAAUUUUACCUGGCAUUAUUGGAUCCUUCAUUAUUUUUGGGUGUUUUGGUUUGAGUUGCUGCUCUCACAGAAGUAGGUUUCCCUUUUGAUAUAACGUAUACAGAACAGAAUUGUGGUGCAGUUUUGAGUAAGCUAGUGGGCACAUCUGCUUCUUUAAAUUUCCUGUUAUUUAGAGAAAGAGAGAAAUAGAGAAUCGAAUAAGUAGAGUUAUAUACAAAACCCCAUAUGGUUAGGACUAGGAGAGAGAACCUUAUAAGAGCAUUGUGAUUGGAAGCACCAACGACAACGUUGGUGAUGUCGUUUUUAACAAUGUAAUCAACUAUUGUACUUGGAACAUCAAUAUCAUGAAGGAUCACUUCCUUUGCUG
Messenger RNA from Cannabis sativa, 1605 nucleotides. Its product is annotated as tRNA N(3)-methylcytidine methyltransferase trm141. The transcript is spliced from 9 exons. Lineage: Eukaryota; Viridiplantae; Streptophyta; Magnoliopsida; Rosales; Cannabaceae. The coding region runs from base 90 to 923 and encodes 277 amino acids. The record is from RefSeq and is a predicted model, not a curated record.